Messenger RNA from Leptopilina heterotoma, 627 nucleotides. Its product is annotated as mediator of RNA polymerase II transcription subunit 9-like. The transcript is spliced from 2 exons. The coding region runs from base 238 to 594 and encodes 118 amino acids. Lineage: Eukaryota; Metazoa; Arthropoda; Insecta; Hymenoptera; Figitidae. Gene Ontology annotation, molecular function: transcription coregulator activity. Gene Ontology annotation, cellular component: mediator complex. Gene Ontology annotation, biological process: regulation of transcription by RNA polymerase II. The record is from RefSeq and is a predicted model, not a curated record.
AGGAUUUAGUAUACAAGAAGUUUUGUUGUGAAUGACAAGUUAGAAAAUUUUAGUCAUAAAUUCAGAAACUUUCGAAACAUUACAAACAAAUACAAAACCAAAACUUACACUUAACAUUAUAAUAAAUAUUAAUAUUACGAAGAAUAUUAAUCGUUAUUAAUUAACAAUAAAUAAUAAGUGAUAAAUAUUACACAAAGUGUCACAAAAAACUGAAAGAAAAUCAAGAAAAAAGUUAAAAUGGCAUUGAAAAAAGAAGAAGCGAUUCAAAUUAACGAACCAAAAGAGGAGAAAUCAGGUGAACCAUCAUUUUUGACUGAUUCGGAUUUCGAUUUCAUUGACACCACCUACAGAAUUCUUAGAACAUUAGAAAAGGAACCAACUGAUCAGAAUCAAAGAAUUAAACAAUCUCAAAAUGUGAACACUCAAUUGGCAGAAUUGCAGAAAAAAUUAAAUGCAGCCAGAAAUAAAAUCAAAAAAAUACCAGGAAUUGAAUUCAGUCAAGAGGAACAAUUAAAAAAUUUGGAGAAAUUACAUCAGAAUUUAAUUAAGAAGAGAGAAUUAAUUACAAAAUAUCGUAAUAUGACAAAUGUGUAAAGUUUUUUUUACUUCUAGUAAAAAAAUUAACAA